Morone saxatilis (striped sea-bass) is the source of this 1640-nucleotide messenger RNA. Its product is annotated as ubiquitin-conjugating enzyme E2 D4-like. NCBI's taxonomy places the organism in Eukaryota, Metazoa, Chordata, Actinopteri, Moronidae. Gene Ontology annotation, molecular function: ubiquitin conjugating enzyme activity. Gene Ontology annotation, biological process: ubiquitin-dependent protein catabolic process; protein polyubiquitination. The coding region runs from base 155 to 598 and encodes 147 amino acids. The transcript has 7 exons. The record is from RefSeq and is a predicted model, not a curated record. Gene Ontology annotation, cellular component: nucleus.
UAUUCUUCGUCGUCGAACAAAAACGCGGAAACAAAAGAAAUAAUCAGUUUGUCAAAACAAAUAACACCGAGUCGGCAGAAAGUAAGCGCAGUUGUGGCUGACAGCUGUCAAAGUUAACACCGUAGCUUCUCCUAACCUAUCUGAAAGACCUGCCAUGGCGUUGAAAAGAAUACAGAAGGAGUUAAAUGACUUACAGAGGGACCCUCCAGCUUCAUGUUCAGCUGGACCUGUAGGGGAGGACUUGUUCCACUGGCAAGCUACCAUCACGGGACCGAACGACAGCCCUUAUCAUGGAGGAGUAUUUUUCCUUUCUGUCCAUUUUCCCACUGACUAUCCCUUUAAACCACCAAAGGUUGCCUUUACAACGAAAAUCUAUCACCCAAACAUAAACAGCAAUGGUAGCAUCUGCCUUGACAUCUUGAGGUCACAGUGGUCACCUGCUCUUACAGUAUCAAAAGUUUUAUUAUCCAUAUGCUCGUUGCUAUGUGACCCAAAUCCAGAUGACCCGCUAGUCCCAGACAUUGCACACAUCUACAAAUCAGACAGACAAAAGUACAACAAACUAGCCAGAGAAUGGACUCAGAGGUAUGCAAUGUGAACGACAGAAGGUUCAGAAACAAUGAUGCAUCCCUGAACACCUCAAAAUAUGACAGUACUGUUUCAACUGCUCAUCCACACUGGUUCUAGUUGAGGUGUUUUAUUCGCUUGAGGCACUUUCUCUACUCGGACUUUACUUGACUUACCUGUUUUUACUGUUUUAUUUUAUUUUCCCCUUAAAUUGGCAUUAUUAUUAUUAUUUUUAUUAUCAUUAUUAGUUGUGGUGAGAUGGCCUGAUUGUAUUUUUCUUUUAAUAGAUUGUACAAGACUAUACUGAAUUUAUUUUUCAUCAUUUUGCAUUAAAAACAUUAAUCAGAAAGUGAAUUGUAAAUUGUUUCUUGCCAUGCACACGAGUAAACUGAAAUUCUGAACUAUCUUGCUAUGAAAUGUUUGCCUUUGUAUGCAGUACAUUCUUGUAUCCAACAAAUCAUUUGCCCCUUAUUCUAUUAUUCACAUGGCCACUAGGUGGUAGCCUUUACUUUUCACCUCCCAAGCCUUUUAAAUGAGGCAGUUUCUCCCUUGGACAACUUAAUAUUCAUGUUUGUGUUAUUAAUCCAUUUUGGUGAAUGGUUAUUAAUGUUGAUAUUGGCUAUUAUUAAAUGUAAAUGAGAAGGGAUGUUCUGUUCAUUGAAAUUAGACCACCCAUUAUCAUCACCUCUGCUGGUUGCAGAACAGGUGCUGUACACUGGUGAAGCUAGUGUACACAUUAAUUGAGCAGCUCACUGAUAUUUAAUCUCCACUGUGCUAUGUUGAUGUGAUUUAACCAGACUAGUGGGUUUAGCGAGGACUAUACCCUCAGAUUCUCAACUCUUGUGACCUGCCAGAACAUUCCUAAAAAUUGAAAUGAACCAUUUUAAAUAAUUUGCCCAACUGAAUGCAGUGAAUGUUAUUGUCAAGAUUAAAAACAAUUUGUCAGGUACACUGAAUCUCCAUCUUUAAUCCUAGAUUAUGGAAGUUUUUACUCUAAAUGAGCAAAAGAGAAAUCUGUUGUACUGCAGGACUGUGCUUAUUUUGCUUUGUGAUUAAAGCUCCAGCGGUCAGAA